Protobothrops mucrosquamatus (brown spotted pit viper) is the source of this 1113-nucleotide messenger RNA. RefSeq names its product transmembrane protein 132B-like. The annotation marks the transcript as partial. Lineage: Eukaryota; Metazoa; Chordata; Lepidosauria; Squamata; Viperidae. The record is from RefSeq and is a predicted model, not a curated record. The transcript has a single exon.
UGGCUUUUAUUUAGCGAUGGAACCGUGACCCCUUUAGAUAUCUACGACCCCAAGGAUUUCUCCUUGGUGGUCACCUCGCUGGAUGAAAUGGUGGUGUCUGUCCAUCAAAGGCAGGAAGAUGACUGGCCAGUAGUGGUGGCCGAAGGUGAAGGCCAAGGACCGUUGAUUAAAAUAGAACUGGUGAUCAGCGAGACCUGCCAGAAGUCCAAGCGCAAGAGUAAUUUGGCCGUUGGGAAAGGGAACGUCAAGGUGAAAUUUGCUCCAAAGACAUCUGAACGCAAUGAAGAGACCAAGAAUGGCAAAGAUGCAGAGGGUGGUUUUAAAAGCAACUCGUUAGAAAAUCCCCUGGAAGGAGAGAGAGCAGGGCAGGACUGGUCCAAACACGAUGCUUCCAUGAAUCAGGAUGAGUUGACCAACUCAAACGCAAGCUCUCCCAUUAAUUCUCACAGAGAGGAACACCUUCGAAACAAUUCUCUUACCUCUACGAGCUUUCCCACCCAAGAGGCUGUCCCAAGGCAGAAUAGCCCCAGUGAUCUCACUCUGGCUUCCAGAGGUUUAACCGAUCUGGAGAUUGGGAUGUAUGCUCUUCUCUGUGUCUUCUGCUUAGCCAUUCUGGUCUUCUUAAUCAACUGUGUGGCAUUUGCCUGGAAGUACCGUCACAAAAGAUUUACCAUCAGUGAGCAAGGGAACCUCCCCCAUUCCCACGACUGGGUGUGGCUGGGCAACGAGGUCGAGUUGUUGGAGAGUCCCGUGGACAUUUCUCUCCCAUCGGACGAAUGCACCACCAUCAUUGACCGCGGGAUACUUUUUGAAGAAAGCAACUUCCUCCUCAACGGAAGUUCUCAGAAGAGCUUCCACAACCAGAUCCUUCGGUCUUCUGAAUACGAUUGUGACAAGGACUUCAGAAACGAACCUAUAAACCCUCCCGGGCCCAAGCGGAAGAGGGUUAAAUUCACCUCCUACACCACCAUUCUGCCGGAGGAUGGUGGCCCCUACACCAACUCCAUUCUCUUUGAUGGUGAUGAUGACAUCAAAUGGGUCUGCCAAGAUAUGAACUUAGGUGAUUCCCAGGAAUUUAGAGACUAUAUGGAAAGACUUCAGGACCAUAUGUAA